This is a messenger RNA of Fonsecaea erecta, 1014 nucleotides long. RefSeq lists its product as hypothetical. Gene Ontology annotation, biological process: mitochondrial transmembrane transport; monoatomic ion transport. The record is from RefSeq and is a predicted model, not a curated record. Gene Ontology annotation, cellular component: mitochondrial inner membrane. Gene Ontology annotation, molecular function: monoatomic ion transmembrane transporter activity. The transcript has 3 exons. Bases 1 to 1014 code for a protein of 337 amino acids. NCBI's taxonomy places the organism in Eukaryota, Fungi, Ascomycota, Eurotiomycetes, Chaetothyriales, Herpotrichiellaceae.
AUGUCCGCCUCACUCCCCGGGAAUCGAGAUCUCCCAGCAUCUCAAUAUGACCUCUCGACGUACUGGGGCCGUGUCAUGCAGUCGGCACAGAUAGCAGAUCCGAGGACACUAUUCGUUUCCUCCUCUGGCCUCGAGAAUGCAAAGCGACUGGUGACGUCCUAUAAGACUGGGGAAGCAAAAGUCAUGACACCGGAGAUAUGGAAUGCCAAAAAGAUCGUGGAUUCAACACUACAUCCAGAUACCGGCGAACCAGUCUUCCUGCCAUUCCGCAUGUCCUGUUUCGUGAUCUCGAAUCUAGUCGUCACCGCGGGUAUGCUCACACCCAACCUGAGCAACACCGGCACAGUAGCCUGGCAGAUUAUCAACCAGUCGCUCAACGUCGCUAUCAACUCGGCCAAUGCGAAUAAAUCUUCACCGCUUAGCACGUCAACUUUGGUGAAAUCAUACCUGAUGGCAGUUUCUGCCUCUUGCUCUGUCGCUGUGGGAUUGAACUCUCUUGUCCCGCGCUUGAAACGCCUCUCCCCAAAUACCAGACUUGUCCUCAGCCGCCUCGUCCCCUUCGCAGCCGUGGCCAGCGCGGGCGCAUUGAACGUCUUUCUCAUGCGCUCCGAAGAAAUCCGCCGUGGCAUCGACAUCUUCCCCGUGCAAACCGAGCAAGAAAAAGCCGAACGUGAGGAGACUGGAAAGGAAGUCGCCUCUUUAGGUAAAUCUCGCAAAGCCGCCAUUCUGGCAGUGGGUGAAACAGCGAUUUCCCGCGUCCUCAAUGCAACGCCGAUCAUGGUUCUUCCUCCCCUCAUCCUGGUCCGGCUCCAGAAAACAGAGUGGCUGAAGUCCAGGCCGCGCAUGGUGCUCCCCGUGAACCUGGGUUUGAUCCUCACCACCAGCAUCUUUGCCCUGCCCUUAGCGUUAGGGGCAUUUCCGCAACGACAGGCCGUUAGCGCGAGGAGCUUGGAGGAAGAGUUCUGGGACAAGGGCGGAGAAGGGGGCUUGGUCGAAUUCAACCGCGGGAUAUGA